GGUGAACUCCCCCAGCAUGUCAUGAAGGGAUCCCGCACCAUGCAAUUCGUUGCUCAUUCACCUCCUACUGGAAAAGGCAGCUAACCUUAUCCCACUAACCCUCUGUAAUUGCCUCUCCCUGCUGCAGGUACCGAUCUCGACUUCGUUCUCAACCUCGACCCGCGACGCGCUCCAGCCCUCGAAUCUACAUGGAAGCAACGAUUCAGCUCUCGGUCAGCUUAUAUGUGUCGGUACGAGAUUCUUGGUCGCGGGCUAUUAUACUGGCAGCGUAAGAAAUCCAGAGUGGACAUAGAUCUUUCAUCUAGAGAGCUAUCGCCAGAAUGCUCCACGAGGUCCUCCUCUCCCUAUCCGGCCAACCGUCGCCGCUAUUCAACCUCUCCACCGAAGAAGGCCUCGUCGCUGAAGAUGCUUUUCCCCUCUUGUCUCCUCCCGAGAAAGCACUCCUCACCCCCCUUGCCCGUCUGAGCCGACUGCAUGCUCGUCUGCGCACCCACACGGCUCGAAUUUCGUCCUCCCAUGAAUCCGUGAUCUGUCGGGCCGUAUCGACGGCAAUUAGCACGCAGCACCUUGGCGAAUUCCAGAAGAAGAUCAUCGAGGUCGAAAAAGCAAUACUGGUUGAGGAUAGUCGAUAUGUUGGCGGGUACGGAAUUGUGCCGUUAUCAACCAUUGUGGGAGAGUUUUCGCCAUGGACGCGGCGACUGGAAUGGUUGUGGGAGGUGGCUAGAUUCAUCCUACCCGAGGAAAGUCAUGAUAGCUGCACCGGUGCAUCGUUGAUUGACUUCCUUCGCGCAGAAUCGCAGACCGGAUAUGCUGACAUUGAAGAAAUGGCAUUGCACUUGGUCAGUGCGGCGGAGACUGCUUGGAUGAGGCAGCUGUCGACAUGGCUGCUCUAUGGGAAUUUUCCUGUGUUGGGAAAAAGUGAUUUCUUCAUACAAGACGAGAGUGCAAAUUCUGGAAAUCACUCUGCCACGUCGAAUUUCAUUCUACAUACUAAGCUGUUACCAAAGUUUGUUUCACCACAGACGGCGUCGUCCAUCUUGUUCAUUGGGAAAACCUUGAAUCUCAUUAGAGCAAAGCGAAGUACUUCGACCGCGGGGUUUUCAAGCGGUCUUUCAACGGCACCGGUCACUCUCCAUGGUGAUCAUAUCGAGCAUCUUGCCACCCUCGAAUCCCCCAUAUCAACCUUGAAGCUAUCCACAGCGAUAAAUUCGAUCCGCUUGUCGUUGGCGCAGAGCACGUUCUCCAAGCUUCUGCCUCUUCCGAAAAUCCUCGAAGUUUUAUCCGUGCUGCAUGAUUUCCUGUUGCUAAGACGUGGUGAAUUUGCGACGGCUUUAGUAUCGCAUGCUGAUAGCCGGCUACAAGAGAGGCGUCGAAAACCAGAAGCCCCAGGUCCCAGAGACAAAUCUGCUGGGGUUCUUCGAGGGCUCGCCGUUAAAGAGGGUGACGUUGCAGCCGCAUUAGCACAAACCUGGAUCGAGCUGUAUUCUUUGCAGAAUGAGGAGGAUCCUCAGGAUGACGAACUUGACCUUGCCAGGGAUCUUCUGCGGCUGUCAAUCAAGGACUCAAAGGAAAAUCAGAAGCCAGUUGAUGAUAAGGUCGAACUUGGUCAAGUUACGGACAUCUCCAAUAUCGCUUUCGAUGAUCUUCUUUUCCCAACCCCGACAUCACUUUCCGUACAAGUCCGCCCGCCCCUUGACUUGUUUCUUUCCACUUCCGACAUCUUUUCUUACUCUAAGAUCCAUUCCUACCUGCUGGGUAUCCGGCGUGCUCAAAUACAUCUCGGCGACUUAUGGAAGCACACGUCCUUGCGUAAGAGCUAUCCAUCGCCAUGGGGCCCACCCCGAAGCAGUACGCCUUUUGGACAAAACAAACUCAAGAUGGGGCGGCAGAGAGACAACGCAAGAAUUCACCAGAUGAGACCCAUCUGGGCAACGAGCAGUGCCUCGCUUUUUGUGUUGUCUGAGAUAGGAAGCUUUUUCCAGGGCGAAGUUAUCAACGGCUCCUGGCAACACUUCCGAGAGUGGAUCGAUGGGCGUCCGGCUUCGGCUGCUUCGUCAAUGGGUUCCCGACCGCAGACUGCGGCGUCCUCGAAGACACAAGAGCCUGGCUUCGAAAGUUUUGGUCAAACUGUAACCCAGCGACAUGAUCCCGAAACAUUGACCAUUGCACAUCGUGGGUAUCUUUUCUCUCUCGUCCAAUCGCUAUUCUUGACGGAUGUUCCUUUCACCAAGGCUCUACGGGCCUUGCUUACAAGUGUCGAUCAUUUCAUCGCCCUGGUGGUGCGCCUCGAGGGCAUUCAACGGAACAUGGAUCUCGAGACGGAUGAAGGCGUGGUGGAUGCACUGGUAGACUAUGCCGGGGAAGAGAGAGAAGUCUGGCAGUCGUUGAGUGCUGCGCGCCGUCAAGUGGAGGCGGGCAUCAAGAACGUCGUAGCCGGGCUCAGGGACAUUGACGACAAUCGGUCAGGAGAGGGACGGAAGAUGUUCGAUGCAGCUAGACCGCAACCUGGACUUUGGGCAGCUCCUCUGAGCGGCACGCGCGCUGAACCUGCCAUCAGCCAUUACGUGCCACGGAAGGCUGCCGGUGUUGAUCGACUGCUGAUGAAACUGGACUUCGGGAACGCCAAUGGGAGCAUCGGCCCUACAGCCGUGGCAGGUGGAUUCAACUAGGAUCCAUGACGGCCCGAGCGGUGGUGUGAAGGUGCAGUGACGAAUGUAAUGGCAAAGUUAAUGUAUGAUUAGCAGGGAGCAUCUCAUAACUACGGCGUACGCAUAGAAUGGAAGAGGGUCAGGUGUCAGGUGUCAGGUGUCAC
Messenger RNA from Aspergillus steynii IBT 23096, 2812 nucleotides. RefSeq names its product putative gamma-tubulin complex component GCP4. The transcript is spliced from 2 exons. The record is from RefSeq and is a predicted model, not a curated record. Bases 321 to 2669 code for a protein of 782 amino acids. Gene Ontology annotation, molecular function: gamma-tubulin binding; microtubule minus-end binding. Lineage: Eukaryota; Fungi; Ascomycota; Eurotiomycetes; Eurotiales; Aspergillaceae. Gene Ontology annotation, cellular component: spindle pole; equatorial microtubule organizing center; centrosome. Gene Ontology annotation, biological process: microtubule nucleation; cytoplasmic microtubule organization; spindle assembly.